Solanum lycopersicum (tomato) is the source of this 4113-nucleotide messenger RNA. Its product is annotated as eukaryotic translation initiation factor 5B-like. The record is from RefSeq and is a predicted model, not a curated record. Gene Ontology annotation, biological process: translational initiation. Gene Ontology annotation, cellular component: mitochondrion; cytoplasm. Gene Ontology annotation, molecular function: translation initiation factor activity; GTPase activity; GTP binding. NCBI's taxonomy places the organism in Eukaryota, Viridiplantae, Streptophyta, Magnoliopsida, Solanales, Solanaceae.
UCCGUUUGGAAAGAGGGUCAAAUAGGAGAAGGAAAUUGUACAAAUGCAUAUAUAAAAUAUUCUCGCAAUAUCACACCUUUCUUCAAUCUUCUUGCUUAUCGGCCGAUUUCUCAAUAUCUCUCUUCACUGUUACAGGGUUUUUGAUUCGUUAAAGUAAUACUAUCUAACUAGUGGUGAAGUUCAAUGGGGAGAAAGAAGGCAACAGAAGAGAAUUCUGAACCUCCCAAGCAGGGCGGCGGUGGAGGAGGGAAGACUAAGAAGAAGAAUAGGGUGAUUGAUGACGAUGAGUACUCUGUCCAGACUGAAGAACCUACACUUCAGGAAGAUACAGUACUUGAUGAUGAUGAGAGAAAGAAGCCAGCCAAGCAGGUUGGUGGUGGUGGAGUCAAGUCAAGGAAGAAGAAUGUGGUAAUUGAUGAUGAUGAAUACACUAUUGCGACAGAGGAACCUGUUAUUCUGGAAGAAAAAGUAAUACUUGGUGGACAGAAAAAAGCUAAAAAGGGGAAGAAGGGUGCCUCUAAUUAUGGAGGGUAUUUAACAAGGGAUAGUGAUCAAGAGGAUGAAGGCAUUGCCCCCUUCACUGGGAAACUGAACAAGUCAAAGCAGGGAAAAACCAGUGCUGGUGUGUUUUCUACAGCUUUUGAUACAAUUGGUGAUGAAGAGUCCGAGGAAGAUGAAGAACCAGUCCUUGCUGGUAUGGGGAAGACUAGUGGCAAUUCAUUUAGUGUGGCUCUUCUUGACGAAGAAGAGGAGGCAGAUACUUCUGUUUCUAAGUUUGACACAGAAACAGUUGAAGAGGAUGAUGCGCCAGAACUUAUAUUUGCAGGUAAAAAGAAGUCAUCUAAGAAGAAGAAAAAAAGUGCUGUCACUGAAGCAAAUGUUAAGGAAGAAGCUGAAUCAGAACAAGCUAGCCCAGGGGUUAACCCUGAAGAAGAAGCUAAUGAUAAUGACAAAAAAAAACAGCAAAGAGAUGUACCAGAAACUUCUAAGAAUAAAACCAAGAAGAAAAAGGGUGGUCGUACAGUUCAAGAAGAUGAGGAUGAGAUUGACAAGAUUCUAGCAGAACUUGGUGAAGAAGCUGCUCCUGUACCGUCUGAAGAGAAAGUACAUGCUCAGCUGGAGUCAAAAGAUAAUAAAUCUAAGAAGAAAAAGGGUGGCAGAAUGGCUCAAGAGGAGGAUGACAUUGACAAAAUUCUGGCAGAAAUUGGUGAAGGGCCACCAGCUACAUCUGCACCUACUCCUUCUCUUGCACAAGAAGUGAAAGGCCAAUUGCAGCCUCAACUAGGUGAUGCUGCUGCUGAGAAGGAGGCAACUGAAGAAGGAGCUAUGGAGUCUGCUGCUGCAAAGAAGAAGAAAAAGAAGAAGGAGAAGGAAAAAGAAAAAAAGGCAGCUGCUGCUGCCGGCAAAAUGCAGGAAGAGUCGAUUGAAAUAUCAGAAGUUAAAGAACAUCAUCAGGAGAUUGUGUCAGAGGUUGAUUGUGUGGAAACUGAGAAAGUUGAGGAUGUGGAUUCGACAAUUACAGAGGAAAAGUCAGAAAUAGCUGAUGCUGAAGAAAAUGAAGUUGAAGAAGAAGAGGAAGAUGAUGAAGAAUGGGAUGCAAAAAGUUGGGAUGAUGCUGAUCUGAAACUGCCUGGUAAGAGUGCUUUUGAAGACGAGGAGGUAGAUUCAGAACUGCAGCCUAUAACUAAGAAAGAGAUUAAGGUUGUAAGUUCAGCUGUUCAUGGUGCAGCGAUUCUGCCUGUUGCUUCCAAGUCGGUGAUUCCGAUUCAAAAAACUGCUGCAACUGUACCAGGUGUACUGAAGAAUGACCGAAGUAGGAAGGGUGAGCCUGAGGCUAGGGGUGCAGAGCAAAAUAAGCAGAAAGACAGUCCCGAAGAACCUGGUGCUCCUAACCAGGAUGAAGACAAUCUCCGGUCUCCUAUUUGCUGUAUUAUGGGGCAUGUUGAUACUGGUAAAACCAAGCUACUUGAUUGCAUACGAGGUACCAAUGUUCAAGAAGGUGAAGCUGGAGGGAUUACUCAGCAGAUAGGUGCAACUUACUUUCCUGCUGAGAAUAUACGUGAGAGAACUAAGGAGCUCAAAGCUGAUGCGAAGCUGAAGGUCCCUGGUUUGUUGGUCAUCGACACUCCUGGACAUGAAUCUUUCACGAAUCUGCGUUCUCGAGGUUCAGGCUUAUGUGAUAUUGCAAUUUUGGUUGUUGACAUCAUGCAUGGGCUAGAACCACAGACCAUAGAGUCACUUAAUCUUCUUAAGAUGAGGAAUACAGAAUUUAUUGUUGCUCUGAAUAAGGUGGAUAGGCUUUAUGGAUGGAAAGUUUGCAAGAAUGCUCCCAUUGUGAAGGCGAUGAAGCAACAGUCCAAAGAUGUUCAAUUUGAAUUUAAUACAAGGCUUACUCAGAUUGUUACCCAGUUCAAGGAACAAGGUAUUAAUACAGAAUUGUACUAUAAAAAUAAAGAAAUGGGAAAGGACACCUUCAGUAUUGUACCAACUAGUGCUAUUAGCGGAGAAGGUAUUCCUGACAUGCUGUUGUUACUUGUUCAAUGGACACAAAAGACAAUGAUUGAAAGACUUACUUACAGCAAUGAAGUGCAGUGCACGGUGUUGGAGGUUAAGGUUGUUGAAGGGCAUGGAACGACUAUUGACGUGGUUUUGGUUAAUGGUGUCCUUCAUGAAGGAGAUCAAAUCGUCGUUUGUGGCAUGCAGGGACCGAUUGUUACCUCCAUCCGAGCUCUACUAACGCCUCACCCCAUGAAGGAACUCCGAGUAAAGGGAACAUAUUUGCAUCAUAAGAAAAUCAAGGCUGCCCAGGGUAUAAAGAUAACCGCCCAGGGCUUUGAGCAUGCAAUUGCUGGUACUAGUCUAUAUGUUGUGGGGCCUGAUGAUGAUGUGGAAGACAUCAAAGAAGCAGCUAUGGAAGAUAUGAAGUCAGUGAUGAGCAGGAUCGACAAAAGUGGAGAGGGAGUAUAUGUUCAAGCAUCUACACUUGGAUCAUUAGAAGCUUUGCUUGAAUUUUUGAAGACCCCAGAAGUAAGCAUACCUGUCAGUGGGAUUGGCAUAGGUCCCGUGCAUAAAAAGGAUGUCAUGAAAGCUAGUGUUAUGCUUGAGAAGAAGAAAGAGUAUGCAACCAUCUUGGCCUUUGAUGUUAAAGUGACACAGGAAGCUCGGGAACUUUCAGAUGAACUUGGUGUCAAGGUUUUUAUGGCUGAUAUUAUAUAUCACUUAUUUGAUCAGUUUAAAGCUUACAUUGACACUAUCAAGGAAGAAAAAAAGAAGGAAGUUGCUGAAGAAGCAGUCUUCCCCUGUGUGCUCAAGAUCGUACCGAAUUGUGUCUUCAACAAGAAGGAUCCAAUUGUUCUGGGAGUUGAUGUUCUUGAGGGCAUUGUCAGGAUUGGAUCUCCUAUAUGUAUUCCUCAAAAGGAGUUCAUUGAUAUUGGUCGUAUUGCAUCAAUUGAGAACAACCAUAAGCCUGUUGACUCUGCAAAGAAAGGCCAACGGGUGGCCAUUAAGAUAGUUGGAUCUAACCCUGAGGAGCAACAAAAGAUGUUUGGUAGGCAUUUUGAAAUGGAAGAUGAGCUUGUCAGCAAAAUUUCAAGGAGGUCUAUUGACAUACUCAAGGCCAAUUUCCGGAAAGACCUCUCAGUUGAGGAUUGGAGACUUGUCAUGAAACUGAAGACCCUCUUUAAGAUACAAUGAGACAGGUUUUUGUAGCUUGCAAAGGGGUUGAUUCUUAGUUCUCCGAUAAGCUCCAUCUUAGGGGCUUAGCAGUUCAUUGAGCAAUAAGUGGUGAUUUGAGUGUAAACGAAGGUCUGGACAUAAUGUUCAUGCCACCUCAGAGACAGAAAUGAGCAAAAGUGAAGAAUGCAAAUGUUGCUGCCUGCUGCAACUGAUUUCCUUUGGUCGGUACUCCGAGCAUUCUGUGUAUGCUGUUUUUGGUACUGAAGUGAGAUUUAUGCCACAUUGACCAAUGUCAGAGUUGUACAGGGGCACAAAACGGCAACGCAUUUUUUCAUAAUACAGAGAUGUAAUAUUGACUUUUUGAUAUACCAAAAACCGUGCAAAAGAUUAUUGGUUGGCUAUUUGUUGGCAAGUUUUUCAUACAAGUAUCAAAUCCAA